Culex pipiens pallens (northern house mosquito) is the source of this 909-nucleotide messenger RNA. Its product is annotated as translocator protein-like. Bases 329 to 841 code for a protein of 170 amino acids. The transcript is spliced from 2 exons. NCBI's taxonomy places the organism in Eukaryota, Metazoa, Arthropoda, Insecta, Diptera, Culicidae. The record is from RefSeq and is a predicted model, not a curated record. Gene Ontology annotation, cellular component: mitochondrial outer membrane.
GUCUCCUCAUGGGAGCAUCCUCGGAGGCUCGUUGCCAUUCCGGGUAAUGCCAGAUUCCGUCGACUUGUUAAUUUCCAUGACCGUUACCGAAAACCAUGAAGUUUGAUACCCAUAUUGCCAAAUUCGGGCAAACCAAUUGUGUUAUGUAUGUACACUCUAAAUCCGUUUCGGGUUAGAAGUUGACGAAAGAACGUUUGCCAUAGUUUUGCUGGGUCAUUGAAAAAAGAACCUUAUCACAGCAACCUCUGCCCCGUGAGCAAACAACUGACGUUCCCACACCAAAUCAGAUUAAACUUUUUUCAACUUCCAACUUUUUCUCUUCAAAAUUAUGACCCGUGAAAUUCCGAAAAUCGCCGGGGCCAUUGCGUUGCCUCUGGUUGGCGGGCUGGCGAACGCGUACCUCACGCUGCCGGAGUUGCUACGGGGCCACCAGCGGUUGAAUUUUCUCCCGGUCGUACCCCCGAAAUGGAUGUUCCCACCCGUCUGGACCGGCGUGAACGCCGCCAUGGGUUACGCGUCCUAUCUGGUGUGGAAGGAUGGCGGAGGCAUCACCGGAACCGCCAAACUACCCCUGAUGUUGUACGGAACCCAGCUGGCGUUGAAUUGGACUUGGUCGCCGAUCUUCUUCAAGUUGCGCUGUUUUAAAUGGAGCUUCUUGGAAUCUCUUGUCCGUGCCGGGGCGGUCGCGGCCACCGGGCUGGCGUUUUUCAAUGUGAACAAACUGGCCGGUUAUCUGGUCGUUCCGUACUUUGUGUGGUGCACGUGUACUUCGCUGCUGAACUUUGAGUUCUACAUUCGCAAUCCAGGCGAAGGCGCAACCGUUGAAGAGGAGAGCUCUUAAAAUUGGUUCAAGUUUUCAUGAACAAGAAACUGCUGAGUUGUUGAUUGUAUAUUGUUUUAUAUAAAUAU